This is a messenger RNA of Gymnogyps californianus (California condor), 2991 nucleotides long. RefSeq names its product MOS proto-oncogene, serine/threonine kinase (gene MOS). Bases 22 to 1071 code for a protein of 349 amino acids. NCBI's taxonomy places the organism in Eukaryota, Metazoa, Chordata, Aves, Accipitriformes, Cathartidae. Gene Ontology annotation, biological process: protein phosphorylation. The record is from RefSeq and is a predicted model, not a curated record. Gene Ontology annotation, molecular function: protein kinase activity; ATP binding. The transcript has a single exon.
UGUUGUUUUCUCCAUCUUAUUAUGCCAUCACCCAUUCCUCUUAAUUGUUUUCUUCCUUUGGAGUUUUCCCCAUCUGCGGAUUUGCGACCCUGCAGCAGCCCCUUAGUUAUCCCUGGCAAAGACUGCAAAAACUGCUUGGGGGGAACUCCUUCAGUCAGGACUCGCCGCUUGCCUCCACGCCUGGCCUGGUGCUCCAUUGACUGGGAUCGGCUCUGCCUUCUGCAGCCCCUAGGCUCUGGGGGCUUUGGUUCUGUCUACAAAGCCACCUACCAUGGUGCAACUGUGGCUGUGAAGCAGGUGAAGAAAAGCAGCAAAAACCGGCUGGCAUCACGACAGAGCUUCUGGGCUGAGCUGAACGUAGCCCGGCUACAGCACAAUAAUGUGGUACGUGUGGUGGCUGCCAGCACGUGUGCCCCGGCCAGCCAGAACAGCCUGGGCACCAUCAUUAUGGAGUAUGUGGGCAACAUCACCCUGCACCAUGUAAUUUAUGGCACUGGCGACGUGUGGAGACAGGGUGAGGAUGAUGAAGGAGGAUGUGGAAGGAAGGCCCUGAGCAUGGAAGAGACUGUGUGCUAUUCUUGUGACAUUAUGACUGGAUUAGCCUUUCUUCACUCACAGGGCAUUGUGCACUUGGACCUGAAGCCUGCAAACAUCUUCAUCACUGAGCAGGGAGUGUGCAAGAUUGGAGACUUUGGGUGCUCCCAGAAACUGGAGGAGGGCUUGUCCCAGAGUCCCCAUGUUUGCCAGCAAGGGGGCACGUACACGCACCGUGCCCCUGAGCUCCUCAAGGGGGAGAGGGUCACUGCCAAAGCAGACAUCUACUCGUUUGCUAUCACCCUCUGGCAAAUUGUCAUGCGAGAGCAGCCCUACCUGGGUGAGCGGCAGUACGUGCUCUAUGCUGUGGUAGCCUAUAACUUACGCCCUUCGCUGGCUGCCGCUGUUUUCCACGAGUCACCAGUGGGCCAGAGACUCCAGAGCAUUAUCAGCUGCUGCUGGAAGGCUAAUGUAGAGGAGCGCCUGAGCGCAGCCCAGCUGCUUCCCAGCCUCAGGGCCCUCAAGGGGAGCCUCUAGGAAAAGUCAGGACUUGCACCAUUUCUUUUAUUGUCGACAUUUCUUUUAUUGUUGACUUUUCUUUCCCUCCGCCUUUCCUCUGAACAUAAUGAAUUUAGCCCCUGUGUGAUCUAAAGGCUUUGUUGCUGUUUUUUAUACUAAAAAAAAAAAAAAAUAAACUGUUUUGAUAUAAGAAGAUUAUAAAUAAAGAGAUUUAACAAAACUGUGGGUUUUUACCGUGGGAGGUGAUAGAGGCGAGGAUCAAGACGUUGGCAAAUAUGACUUUUUCUGGUUGAUCAGUUGUGUGCUGCCUUGCUCAGGGAGAAAUUGGGGAAUGUGAUGUGCAGAAAAAUAGUUGUUUUCAAAUAAGCGAAGUACAAAAGGGCUGCUUUUGGAAGGUUCUUUAUAUGUAAUACCUUUUGGUAUUUCCAAAAUGUCAGAUAUGAGUAGUUCUUUACACUAGCUAGAUUUGUGCAUUUGAGCUUUUCCUCUUCAUUUAGCAAGGAAUGAAUAUGCAUCACAAAUCAAUGAAUGCAGAAAAAUAAAUAGUAUCCAUGGGGGUUUUUUCUUGUUCUUAGAUGUACUUAAUUUCAGUAAGUAUGCUGUUUCUGAAAUGGAAAGUGUGAACUACCUAACCUCCCCACUGAAAUAACGAAUGUUUUUGUCAGUUUAAGGCUAUUAAGAGUAAGAAGAUACAUUAACAACCUGUCCUUUUAUAUGACCUCCAUGCUACCAGGUGUGUCAGUUGCAACUUGCUAGUUGGUAUAUUGUAAACUUUAGUAUCUGAAGUAUUAUAAGAGCAUCUUGUGUGGAAUAGAAAGUUCCCAGGUUUUGGAGGUACAGGGGGAGUUUAAAAAAAAAAAAAUUGGGAAAACAUGGAGGGAGAUGUAUAGAUACAAAAACCUCAUAAAUCAGGAUAAGGGGGGAUUACUUGCCCUUUGUAAUGCAUGGGUCAGUAUGAGACAAGAUACUGGAAGUACUGAAAGGGAAGAUCAUUUAAAGCAGUAAUAAUGAUACUCUGCCGGUGCUCAGAGCAUAUACUACUGAACUAUCCUCUGUGCUGCUUAUGUCUUACCUACUAUCUUUCCUAAUCUGGUUGCAAUGUGUUUGGGAAAGGAAGUGCUGUAGGCAAUGCCAAAGACAAAGAGCUCUGAUCCCUGAUGUAUCAGAACUGAUAAUUAUUGAUCUGUCAAGAUCUCAACCCUUAUCUGGAGCUACGAAGAUAUGACUGCUGUAGCUGAUACUGCCAUUCUGCUCAAAGACUCCACUUCUUUUUAAGACAAGAGUGAUGUUUCAGUUAAAUUGUUUUUCUUCUUUCCCCUUCCUCCCCCUUGCUUUCAUUCUGGAAAAAAAUCCCGAAGGAAUUGAGCCAGUUUCCUGGUUUCUGACACACAUCUGUUCUUAGCCCCGUGAAAUCCUGGAAAUGAGCAACUAUGUGAAUUUGAGAUGAUUCUGUAGGUCUUUAUGGUAUUUGGGUUGGUCAUUGAAAUUAAUAGUUUAUAAAGCAUAUCUAAGCUUAACUAUUUCUUGCUCUUCUGUCCCUCUUAAUUGGAACUGUAAAAUGCUGGCUGGAAUCAAAAAACCUAAGGUAAAUUCUGGAAUAGAUUUCCUGUGUCAAAAUAGAUUUCCUCUGUCAAAAUAAUUAUGCUAUAGAACCAGAACUUAUGGGGUUUUGUGUUGCAUAACUUCUUUUAAUAGACAAGAAAUAUCUUAUAAAAGUUAUCAUAAGCCACUUACCUUUCAAAAUUUUUAGCUCAGGGUAUGUAAAAUAAAAUGUCACAUAAAGCUAUGGGUGUGCCUCACCUUAACAUCAAGCCUUACAUAAAAAUGUUUCUCCAGUCUUCAAAAGAAUAUAAUAAAUAAUUGAAUUAAAGGUUUUCAGUAGUUCAUAGAUCCUUAUGUGUGUAUUUAUUUUGCCAAUCUAGGUAGCUUGUUGCUUAA